AUGUCUAUGCCGCCUCCAUCCCAGUCCCUCGGCUCGGGCCUCGACUUUAGCCAUAUCAAAUACGGCGAUAAGGCCAAGCGUUUCGCGGCACAAAGUACGCUGGCUAGAGAGAUCCUCAUCCAGAAGUUGCAGGCAUUCCAAGAGAUCAAGGCACUUAUCAAGGUUAUAUUCUCCGAAGGGGACCGUUCAAAGGCCGCCAUCUGGAUAGACGCCCGAUCCAGCCCAGUGAAGCUCCUCGAUUCCGCGCCUGCGGACAACGCUGAGCCUUCUUUCGAGCUCUUGUGGCCUCCAGAGAAGUUCGAAGACUUGAGGGAUGGCCGGGAAGAUCCCCAGACUGCCGUGAUGAUGUCGGCGGGCUCGGGGGGAAGCAAGGGGAACUUGCCCUUGGCGAUUCGCUUCGCCGAUCUCAUUACUCCCGACCCGACCGAGCCGCCCCAGACCGCGGACCAACUCGACCUGAACGAGCUUCCCAAGCCGACGGAGGACAUUGACCAGGUCAAGCGAGACCUCAGAAAAUGGGGCUAUGGGUUGCUCAAGAACGCCCUGACCCCCGAGCAGGUUGCCAUUCUCAAGAAGGGGGCCCAGGAGCAAGCGGCCGGAGAGCGCAAGGCUGGCGUGGCAACUUUUGACGGCGGGCCGAAGAAGCCCAACCAGCGGAUUUGGAACCUGUUCAACAAGGGAGAGGAGUUCCUCGACCUCCUGAACCAUCCCCUAAUCGACGAGGUUGUCCCGUGGUACCUGGGUUGCGACAACCCUCUGUUGUGGUCAUACUCUGUCAACAUUGCCCGUCCUGGGGGCUUGCCGCAGGUCCUUCAUUGGGAUCAGGGCAUCAUGGGCCACGGCCGGGCGAAGGCCGUUGCUCUCAACAUCUCGUGGCUCCUGUGCGACUUCCACGAGAAGAACGGAGGAACGCGCAUCUUCCCCGGGUCUCACGACAAGAACGUCCGGCCGCGGAAUGUGUUCUCAAGCGACGGCUCUAUCGGCUGCGAGGCACCUGCAGGCACUGCCCUGAUCUUCGAAGGCCGAAUCUGGCACGGCACCGGCACCAACACCGAGACGUCGGGCGAGCGGCCGUGCGUGCUGAGCCUCUUCACCCACCCGGCCGUGCGGCCCAAGGAGAACGCGCUGCUGGGCCUGAGCUGGGAGGUCGAGGACCAGCUCCCGGAGCGGCAGAAGUCCCUGGCCGCGCUGCGGACGGGACAGGCCGGCGUCGGCGGGGCCCUGGGGGAGGCGCGCGAGGGGAUCAUCAUCCGGCGGCCGAGGGGGGACGAGCAUAGGCCGGUCGGCAAGGUGAGGGCGCCGCAUGACGACGCCGAGGUGGAGCGGCUGCUGCUGAACGGCGACCACGCCAACAAUGAGCAGUCCAAUGUGCGGGAGGCCGGAGGACUGGACAAGUGA
Messenger RNA from Colletotrichum destructivum, 1398 nucleotides. RefSeq names its product Putative phytanoyl-CoA dioxygenase. The record is from RefSeq and is a predicted model, not a curated record. NCBI's taxonomy places the organism in Eukaryota, Fungi, Ascomycota, Sordariomycetes, Glomerellales, Glomerellaceae. The transcript has 5 exons. The coding region runs from base 1 to 1398 and encodes 465 amino acids.